Parascedosporium putredinis is the source of this 3144-nucleotide messenger RNA. The record is from the annotation of a GenBank genome assembly. NCBI's taxonomy places the organism in Eukaryota, Fungi, Ascomycota, Sordariomycetes, Microascales, Microascaceae.
AUGUCGGAACUUUUACAACUGUGCAUGGACGGAUACUACGACGGCACAAUAUUCCACCGCCUCGUUCCAGGGUUCAUUCUACAAGGUGGUGAUCCGACUGGGACUGGCCAUGGCGGCGAGUCUAUCUACGAUGCGGGCGCGCUUAGCGGCGACCUUGAUCCGUGGCCGAUGGACAUGCGUCGCGGGAAAAACGCAGGACCCACUGGAAUCGGAUUCAAGGAUGAAUUUCACUCGCGUCUCAAGUUCAACCGACGAGGCCUCCUCGGCAUGGCGAACGAAAGCACGCCCGACACGAACGGCAGCCAAUUCUUCUUUACGCUUGACAAGGCCGACGAGCUUACGGGCAAGAAUACUCUCUUCGGAAGGAUAGCGGGUGAUACUAUCUAUACACUCACAAAGAUUGGAGAGUCGGAGGUCGACGAGGCCACGGAGCGCCCGCUGUACCCCGUCAAGAUCGUCAAGGUCGAGAUACUAGUGAACCCGUUCGAGGGCAUGAUAGGGCGGGCUCGCCAGGCACCCGUUGCUCAGAGGACGAUUGUGCGUUACGAGUCAUACUCCCCAGAACCUGAGCCUCCGCGGAGGAGAACAGCACUGGAGAAGACGAACGAUGAGAUUGCGGCGCUCAAGGCAUCCAUGAAACGAACCGUGCACACACCGCAGGAAGUUGUGAGGGAACAAAAGAAGUCUGCUCUAGAGCAGAUGCUCUCAGGGACUGCGGUCAAGGGAGGAAGGAGGAGAGGGCGCCAGAACGUGAACGAGGAUCAGCGAUCAGUCGAUAUCAUGGUGGGCUGGGAGAUGAAGUUGAAGACGGCACAACCGGAUAAGGAGAAGCGCCCGCAGCGGGAUGCGGAGAUGGAGAGCCGCGAUAAGGACGCCGCGGACGACGACGAUGAGGGAGACAAGUGCGAUUUGCACUUUGUGCCAAAUUGCCAAAGUUGCCGAGCCUGGGACACGAAGGAGCAGGGCGAAGAGAUCGGCGAUGAGGGAUUCAUGGCACAUACGAUGAAUUGCAAGGCUGAUAAGCUGGGCAAGGACCUGAGCUACCGCAAGAAAGCCGAAGAGGAGCUCAUCGUUAUUGAUCCCCGGGCUAAGGCGCUCUCUAUUAAGGAGCAGAAAAGGCAAAUCGCGAGGCUCGGGCGGGGAAGUCUGGUCGCGAGUGGGAUAGAGCAAGGAAUGCCCAGAUGGCUCGGGCGGCUUCAACCGCGGGUAGGGGGCAGUCGUCUUAUCACUUUCGUGUUUGACCCCGCAACCUCUUGUCAUCAGCAGUUUGGAAGUGCGGAUCCCGUCGUCAAAUGGUCGGGCCAAGAUAACUCGGGUUUUGUUGAGGAUGCUUCUUCUCAUGGCCUCAGCUCGUACGGCCUUCAACAAGUCCCUACGCAGUUUCCACAGCCCAUUCCCGCUACGCCAUCUAACAUGCUAGCGCGCCGGACCAUGAACCGUGCCUUGGUUCCCACGGGACCUCGAGCCAACUUUGAUACCAACACAGACCCCUGGACCAGCCUUGUCGCGGCGGAUCCGAGCAGUCUAGAUCAAGUGCCUGGUUCCGAGGUGAGCGAACUAGAAAGCUUACAGCAGCUGGAGCAGAUGGCCUCGAAAGCCAAGCGGGACGCGGAGGCGAAGCGCAAACAGAUCCCGCCCUUCGUGCAAAAGCUUAGCAGCAAGGCGAAGAAGCCGAACAAAUCCACGGACCCCGACGCUGACAGCGACGAGGAACCAACGUCACCGGUGGGCCAGCCAUCGUAUCCAGCCCUGCCCUUCAACAUGUCGCUCUCCGAGCCCAACAACGGGCUGAAGAAGAAGGAAUUGGCCUUGAUCCGUGACGAAUUCAAGAAAAUCCGCGAUCACCAGCAGGUCAUCCUUACGCGGAUGCAGCGGCUCGAGCAGAACCAGCAGCGUAUCGAGCAGCAACAGCGGGCUCAGGCGCAAAAGGAUCAACGCGUUGACGAGAUCUACCGGCUCUUUAUGCGCCACGAGAACUCGCUGCAGAGCAUGAUGCAGAUCCUGGUUUAUCACUUCAAGAAGACGCUUGAGGAUAAUAAGUCGGCGCAGCAAAUCAAAGACAUCAUGUCAACGGGCUUCCUCCCGGGCAACCACGGAACGCAUGGCAUUGUCGAACUCGACGAUUUCAUACAGAGUCAACCUAAAUCUCCUAGCCCCAUGGGCGUCGUACCUAAGAGGGCGAGGGCGCUUCUAGAGGCUCCCCCAUGUCUGGAAAUGUUCGGACAGUCCCCCUCUCCCGCAUCCGCUCAGGGCUUCUCGGGCCCAGAGAUGGGCAGUGUGACGGAGAUCGUUGACCCAUCCCCCGCCGACACAACCUCCCCAUACCUACCCUCUGACCUAUCUCCCAGCUCCCAAGAGAAGCUGAUAAGAAUGCUCCACGACGCCAGCGCGAAUGUGGGGUCGAGCUCCAUGGCGAACGCGAAUAUUGCCAACCCUCAACCAAUCCCCGCACAACCUGCUCCUCAGCUAGGUCGACGACCCAACGCCACGGCCGCGCCAGUGCCCGGCAUGCCCCGAGCUUCCGCAGCUAGCGUUCCAAACGCGAACAUGUCCGUCCCCCAUUCGACCACUGCCCCUCCCGUCAUGCCGCCCGCGGCCGCGGCUUCUACCAUCCCUCCUCCACCGACCGCGUCACCCGAUCUUUCCCAACUUGCGGGAAACAUCCUCGACCCGUCGCAGUACGCCGCUGCGCUGGCCAGUAUUCCGGCAGGCCUAGAACCAGGGAUGAACAUGAGCGCAAAAGAAUUCGACAAUCUCAAGAGGCUCCAGGCGGCGCAGGAUCAGCAGAUCCAAAUGCUCGGGUCCAAACUCGCUCCCCUGAGCCCUUCAGGCCAACUUCCAGGCUUCACCGGAUCUGGCGACAGCAACGAGUAUUUCUCGGGCGCCAACUUUGACCUCAACGAUCCCACUUUCAACGAGUUCAUCAACUCAGAUCCCUUCAACGCGGACCAUUCCGACAUGGCGAACGCGGCCGUGACUGGGGACGACUUUGGACACGACUUUGACUUCAGUCUACUAGACCACCAUGACGGUACGGACGCGAACAAUACCACAAGCCCUGGAGGAACGGAAGAGAUUCCUCGCGACGACCUCGGUAAUGUUGCCAACCCGGACCGUGGCUCUAAACGACGCAAAAUCCAGUAG